UACUAGUUAAUGCAUGGGCUUACAUAUAUAAGAAAACCCUGAGAGCCUCAUCAAGUACCAUAACAAAACCAUAACCAUGAGAUCAUUAACUUAUAAUUAUGCUAGAAUUUUCACUCUAGCUUGCCUCAUCUUGUAUCCUCUGCUAGUUUCAUCACCAAACAGAAACGUUGCUUAUGCUUCUUCUGCUAGAAUUUCUACUGAAGCCGAGGCUCUUCUCAAAUGGAAAGCCAGCUUUCGUUCCCAAACCCAGAAUAAUCUUACCUCGUGGACUUACUUUCCAAAAUUCAGUGCCUCUAGUCCAUGCAAUGUUUGGGUUGGUAUUUCAUGCAACACUGCUGGAAGUGUCAACAAGAUAAAUCUCACCAAUUCUGGUAUUCAAGGUACGCUGCAUGAAUUUUCAUUCCUAGCUUUCCCUAAUCUUGAAUAUGUUGACCUCAGCUUGAAUAAAAUCUUCGAUGUCAUCCCACCUCAGAUCAGUUCCCUCUCCAAACUUAUUUAUCUUGAUCUAUCUUAUAAUCAAUUGUCUGGGAAAAUCCCACCAGAAAUUGGUCUUCUAACAAAUCUCAAGGUCCUGCACCUUAUGGGGAACGAGUUAAAUGGCUCAAUUCCUCAAGAAAUAGGUGACCUUAAGUUUCUCUCCGAUCUUGCGCUAUACACCAACAAUCUCGAUGGUUCAAUUCCUACUUCUCUGGGUAAUUUGAGCAACCUGGUUUUUCUUUAUCUCUAUGAAAACCAACUUUCUGGUCCCAUUCCUCCAGAAAUGGAAAACCUUCAUAAUUUGGUUGAGCUCUAUAUCGAUACCAACCACUUAACAGGUCCCAUCCCUCCAAAUUUUGGAAAUUUCCAAGAGCUCACUGUGAUGGCAUUGUGGAACAAUAAUCUUUCUGGUUCUAUCCCUUCAGAACUAGGAAAUCUGAAGUCUUUGAUUAAACUAUACAUUGACAGGAACAAUUAUUCUGGUUCAAUCCCGGCAUCCUUAGGUGACUUGACAAACCUUACACAUCUCUGUCUAUCUGAAAAUAAAUUUUCUGGAGCCAUUCCGAAAGAGCUGGGGAGCUUGAAAUCUCUAGUACAUCUAGAGUUGCACGUGAAUCAACUCAAUGGUUCCAUUCCAACUUCAAUAGGGAACUUGAGAAACUUAGAAAUCUUAUACCUCCGUGACAACCAACUUUCAGGCUCCAUCCCCAAAGAGAUGGAGAAUCUCAUGAAGUUGACUGUACUGGAGUUGGAUAGUAACCAAUUCUUUGGUAACCUGCCCCAAAAUAUUUGCCGAGGUGGAUCACUAGAAAACUUCACAGCAAACGACAACUAUUUGACAGGUCCAAUCCCCAAAAGCUUGAAAACUUGCAAGAGCUUAUUCAGACUCCGUCUCGAAUGGAACCAACUCACAGGCAAUAUAUCUGAAGACUUUGGUGUCUACCCUCGUCUUCAAUUUAUAGACCUAAGCCACAAUAACUUCUAUGGUGAAGUCUCACACACUUGGGGACAAUGUCCAAAUUUAGCAACCCUUCGAAUUGCGGGAAACAACCUUACUGGUACCAUACCACCUGAGAUUAGCAAUGCAUCUCAAAUUCAUGAACUCAAUCUUUCUUCAAACAGGUUAGUCGGUGCGAUUCCAAAGGAGUUUGGGAGAAUGACUUCUUUGGUGAAGCUGGUGUUGAAUGACAAUCAACUGUGGGGUCAUAUACCCUUAGAGUUUGGAUCAUUGAAUAAUCUUGAAUACCUCGACCUGUCCACUAACAAAUUCAAUGAGUCAAUUCCAAGCAGCAUAUGUAACUUAUUCAGAUUAAACUACUUGAAUUUGAGCAACAACAAGUUGAGUCAUGAGAUUCCGUUUCAGUCGGGGAAGUUAGUUCACCUGUCUCAACUAGAUUUGAGUUACAACUUACUUGAGAAUAAGAUACCAUCAGAACUGAGCUAUAUGCAAAGCCUGGAGACACUGAAUCUUUCUCACAAUUAUCUUUCUGGUCUCAUUCCAACAACUUUUGAUGAAAUGCCUGGCUUGUUGUACGUUGACUUAUCUUACAAUCAGUUGCAGGGUCCCAUUCCAAACAACAAAGCAUUUCAAGAUGCUACCUUGGAUGGGAAUGAAGGAUUGUGUAGCAAUGUUGUUAGAGGACUUCAGCCCUGUAAGAAUAUCUCAAAAUCAAGUCGAAAAUCUGUGUUCAUAAUCACUUUCGUUUCCUCGGGGGCUCUUUCACUUGCUCUCCUUGGAAUUGUAAUGAUUAUUAGAUCAAGAAAGAAGAAAGAGCAUCAACCAAUACAGCACGAUAUGAAGGAUGGAGAGAUUUUUUCUGUACUUAAUUUUGAUGGAAGAAAGAUGUAUGAAGAAAUCAUAAAAGCAACCAAUGGUUUUGACUCCAUGUACUGCAUUGGUAAAGGAGGAUCUGGAAGUGUCUAUAAGGCCAUGCUAUCCUCAGGUGAUAUAGUUGCAGUAAAGAAGCUCCAUGCAAUACUUGAUGGUGAUGGCGAGGAUGUGGAGACGUCCCGAAAGGACUUCCUCAAUGAAGUCAGGGCACUUGUGGAGAUACGACACCGAAACAUUGUGAAACUUCUUGGUUAUUGUUCAUAUCCAAAUCACUUGUUUUUAAUUUAUGAGUAUCUAGGGAAAGGUAGCUUGUCUUCACUCUUGAGCAACGUACAUGAGGCUAAAAAUUUCGACUGGAGUUCUAGGGUGAGAAUUGUAAAAGGUGUAGCUCAUGCAUUGUCUUAUAUGCAUCAUGAUUGCAAGCCACCGAUUGUACAUCGAGACAUAUCAAGCAACAACAUUUUGCUCAAUGACGAAUACGAGCCUUGUGUUUCGGACUUUGGGACUGCUAAGCUUCUAAAUCCAAACUCAUCUAAUUGGACGUCCCAUGCAGGCACAUAUGGAUAUGUAGCACCAGAGCUUGCUUACACAACGAAGGUAACUGAGAAAUCUGAUGUUUAUAGCUUUGGAGUGCUGACCCUAGAAGUGCUAAUGGGAAAGCAGGCAGGUGAUUUCAUAUCCUCGCUUUCUCAAUCGUCUGACAGCGCAAACAUAUUGCUGAAAGAUGUCUUGGAUCAACGCCUUCCACAUCCGUCACCUCAAGUCGAAGAUGAACUGAUAACCAUUGCAGGGCUAGCAAUUGAAUGCAGACAUUCCCAUCCACAAUCUAGGCCAACAAUGCAAAAGGUUUCUCAGGUCCUAUCACGCCGACAUGCACAUACCUAUGGACAGCCAGAGAUUACAUUUGCACAACUCAUUAAUUAAGAUCUGAAAUUGUGUCGAUCACCUAGCGAUGAGUAUGCACAAAAUAGAUGCUACAGCUAUUAUUUGAACAUUUUCAUGUAGUGACUACUUUGAGUAUUCCAUUUGGACCAUUUCAUGUCAACUAUCACAUGUAAUGAGCCCCUGAUUUGGGAGAACAACUCAUACAACUUUUUUUUUGGUC
Molecule: messenger RNA, 3413 nt
Organism: Rosa chinensis
Lineage: Eukaryota; Viridiplantae; Streptophyta; Magnoliopsida; Rosales; Rosaceae
Product: MDIS1-interacting receptor like kinase 2
Exons: 2
Coding region: 77-3232 (1051 amino acids)
Biological process (GO): protein phosphorylation
Molecular function (GO): protein kinase activity; protein binding; ATP binding
Source: RefSeq, a predicted model, not a curated record